This is a messenger RNA of Brachypodium distachyon (stiff brome), 4645 nucleotides long. Its product is annotated as putative pentatricopeptide repeat-containing protein At1g56570. Bases 18 to 1712 code for a protein of 564 amino acids. NCBI's taxonomy places the organism in Eukaryota, Viridiplantae, Streptophyta, Magnoliopsida, Poales, Poaceae. The record is from RefSeq and is a predicted model, not a curated record. The transcript is spliced from 5 exons. Gene Ontology annotation, molecular function: RNA binding; protein binding; zinc ion binding. Gene Ontology annotation, biological process: RNA modification.
CCCGGUAAGAAAAUCCAAUGGCUCAGAAGCACGCGACCACCCUCAUCAAAUCACUGUGCGCCGGCGGCGCGCUCCGCCACGCACGGGCGGUGUUCGACGAAAUGCCCGACCGGGACGUCGUGGCGUGGACGGCCAUGCUCUCCGGUUACGCCUCCAACGGCUGCCACAGCUACGCGCUGGACCUCUUUCGGCGCAUGCUCGCGGCGGGCGUCGGUCCCAAUGAGUUCACGCUGUCCAGCGUCCUGACCGCGUGCCGUGGCGGCGCGGCGGACGGCGGUUGCGAGCCGUCAUCGUUGCACGCCGUCGCGGUGCGUCGGGGCGUGGAUCACAUGCCGUACGUAGUGAACGCGCUCAUCGAGGCCUACGCAUCCUGCGAGGAGGGCGUGGGCGUGGAGGAAUCGAGGAAGCUGUUUGAUGCGUUGGGGAGCGGACGCACGGCCGCGUCGUGGACGUCGAUGGUCGCAGGAUACUCCCGGUGGGGGCAGGAGCAGACGGGGCUACAGUUAUUCCAAACGAUGAUUCAGGAUGGCAUUGAACUGAGCCCGUUUACAUGCUCUAUUGCACUCCAUGCAUGCGCUUCAAUAGCCAACUUAUGUGUCGGACAGCAACUUCAUGUACUGUGCCUAAGGAAAGCUUUCAAUGCAAACCUCACUGUUGCCAAUUCUCUGAUCGACAUGUACUGCAGUUGUGCAAACCUUUUGGAUGCAAGGAGGCUUUUUGAUGAAAUUCCCGAGAGGAAUUUGGUCACCUGGAAUACCAUGAUUGCUUGGUAUAGCCAAUGCAAUCAUCUAAUGGCCUUGCAGCUUCUUCGUGAAAUGAACCUUCAGCCAAAUUGUUUUACCCUGACUAGCAUUACAUCAGCCUGUGCUGGUCUUGCAUCUCUGAGAUUCGGGCAGCAGGUCCACGGGGCUGCGCUACGGAGAAACUAUGGCAAGGACCUACAAAUGUGCAAUGCUCUUGUGGACAUGUACUCUAAGUGUGGGAGCAUAGCCAAUGCAAAGAAAAUGUUCAACAUGAUGGAUUACAAGGACAAAUUAUCAUGGACAUCAAUGAUCACUGGGUAUGGAAUGAAUGGGUACGCAAAUGAGUCCAUACAACUUUUCACUUCCAUGAUACAUGCUGGAGUGCACCCUGACCAUGUUGUGUUCCUGGGCCUGAUAUGUGCUUGCAACCAUGGUGGUUUAGUAGAUGAAGGAUGGAACUUCUUCAGGUCAAUGACUUCUGAGUAUAAUUUGCAGCCCAACAAGGAGAUUUACGGCUGUGUCACCAAUCUCCUUGCUCGUGCAGGGAGGCUGAGAGAAGCAUUUGACCUUAUCCAUAGAAUGCCAUUUGCUCCUGAUGAAACUGUCUGGGGAGCAUUGCUUGGUGCCUGCAAGAUGCACAAGAAUGUGGAGCUCGGGAGAUUGGCUGCAAGGAAGAUCAUCGAGAUCAAUCCUGAUAGGGCGAAGACUUACGUCCUACUUGCGAAUAUAUAUGCUGCAGGUAACAAAUGGGGUGAGUAUGCUGACACAAGGAGGCUGUUGAGAGGCAUAGGGAGCAGGAAGGAGGCUGGAACAAGUUGGAUAGAUGUAACUGAUAAGAUCUAUAGCUUCACCACAGCUGAUAGUAGCAGCCCUCAAGUUAGUUUGGCAGAUGAGGUAUUGCAGAUCUUGGCUCGACACAUGCAUGAAGCUUUAGCAGAUUCUUCUCACAAAGUUUUCAGAGUUGCAUGAUUAAUUUGUGCUUGGAGGGUUUAUCAGUCGGAACAAAACACUUGCAGAAAUAGAUAUCAGAAGUUCAGGCAAAUUAUUGUAAACUCAAUUUAGAGAAAAUUCAGCGCAGAUGCAGUGUUCUUCCAGUAAAUGUUUUGAUAAUCGGGCAGUGAAAUCUGGGUGGAAGCGGCACUAGCUCCUUUGCUGCACUUAUCAAAUAGCUAGUGAUGGAAAGAAAACUGCCACAGUGAGUUAUGCAGUAAGUAUGGCUGCUCUAACUACGGUCUGAAUUUGAAGUCCUAUGUUCUGCAUAUAUGUGAUGCUAUGUUAGGCUUGAUCUCUUUGUUUCAAACCUGGAAGAAACCUAGCUGAAAACGACCUCUCACCUAAAAGCUAGAGCAAUACACAGAGUUAAAAUCUUAAUUGGCUGCAGGCUCUUGAUCAUCUGUUACUCAAUGGCGUAUGGACUGCGGAAUUCUCGUCGCUUUGUGCUCCUCUUAAAGGCUCCUCUUAAAGGUUGUACUUUGUCGAGCUUCAUGCACUAGCCAAUGCAACACAAAAAUUGAUUUGAUACACUUCAACCAACCUCCAACACCCCCCCCCCCCUACCAAUGUUGUAUGGAGUACGGAAUUUCCCAUUGCUUUGUGCCCCUCACUCAAAAAUUGCCCUUUGUCAAGUUUCAUGCACUAGCCAAUACAGCCAAAAGACCGAUCUGAUAGAAAAGAUUAUGCAAACCACUUAUACACUUCAACACCCCCUUCACGUGUGAUGGGGAAGACAAAUCAACACAUGCAAACUCAGAAGUAUGGCUCAAGAUGCCAAUACAUGGACGGAGGGACAACAACAAUUUUAGGAUAAAUUGCGAAAUCCAGGACUUGAACUCAAAACCUUGGCUCUGACACCAUGUCUAGCUUCAUGCAAUAGCCAACACCUCAAAAAACCGAGCCACUAAUACACUUCAACACCCUCGUAAUGUUUUUUUUGUCAUUGUUCAUAACUACAUAGAUGAAUAGAAUAGGUAAGGGUGGUUUCUGUUAAAUGAUUUCGUUGGGAGCGGAAAGCAUAUAUAUACUUGUGGAUCUUCAUUUUCAGUACAAAUGGUUCAAAAAUCAUGAAUUCACUGAAUUGUGUAGAAAUUUUGUAAACAGUGUUGUUCCCACAUGAAACAAAUGGAUUGUUUCUAAGUGGUUUGAGUUAAUGGAAAUUUUUCUAUGAAAAAUCUCAAGAAAAACGAUCCUACAAAUCAGACAACACCGGAAUUUUCAGGCGACUUUGUAAGAAGCAGUUGACAUGUUAUUCCUAUAGGGUGACCGCCUAUCAGGCCUGCUGUUAUUCAGCACAACAAUUAACUCCAGUUACUAUCAUUAUUAUUGUUAUUAGAGAAUGGUGCCUAUGUGUAGUCAUUUUAAUCAGAGAAGAAAAAUAUGCUAGUACUCCAGUAAAGAAAGGUAAGUGAAAAUAUUCAACGGAGCUGAGUGCUGUCGAGUACAUGUAUGAAAACGGCAGUGUUAUCAUAUUUCCGUAUUUGAGUUUCUAUACCUAUGCAUUUCAGUAAAUAUGUUCUACCUCUAUAAUGCUUCUAGAAUUCUUUCGAAAGCACAAGUGCACUAUUUGAAUAUAGGGUGCAUAUAAUCCUAGAAGAAGAUUCGUUCUCACAUUAUUGUCCUGCUAUUGUUUGCCAUCCGCCCCUUUGUUCUUUUUCUUCCUUUCCUUUUUAUGAACGAGGCAUCUGUUCAUGAAAGACCUCACCUGUCACCACGAGUUGGCUCAUUAGAUACGGUAUACAAUUUGUCAAGUUGUUAUAUAUCUUAAAAAAGCUCAAGAUAAUCAAGUAGUAAAAUCAUGGCCUUGGGUCAUGUGGAGAACAAUCAACCUUCAACUGUGAGAAGAGUUGAUCCAUAUGCACUCCUUUGUGAGUUUGUAUGCUUGCCAACUUAAAAAAAAUUCUCAAAUACAGCUUGGUAUUGCAAUAUGUGAAAUUAGAAUUUUAGAUACAUGUCCCCUAGCUAAAAAGAAAAGAAUUUUAGAUACAUAUACAAAAAUCAUUAAAAAUUAUAAUGAUAUGUGCACUGUACAAAGGAAAAAGAUAGUAAGUCGUUAUGAAACAGGAAGAUGUUCUUGUAUUUUUUUUCUAUACUAUUUUGUACCAUACACAGAUGAUCAUAUAUUUUCACACAAUUGUUUUUGUACAUGCACCUGAAUUAACAUUUGUAUUUUGUAGCAUGAUGCUUUUUUUUACGAAUGCUUUUAGUUGCUCAAGAGUUAGUAACUGCAGAAGGAUGCACAUGAACCUAGUUUCAGAAUUUAAGCUCUAUUAAUCAUAUCCGUAGCUUGUUAGAAGACAAAUAUAUUUGUAUCCACAAAUCUGCCUUGGCCUAACAUAGAUUAAGGGCUGUGGAUCUGGCGUCUAGGAUGCAGAUUUUGCUCAGGCAAGUGGUGGCAGAGGAAGGAAGUUGAGGUGGCCACCGCGGAAUGGGUGAAGGCGUUUGCUGUGCCAGACGUAAUUGGGUUAUGGAUGCCGGGGCGGCAGACAAUGUUGAUCCUCAGACGGUCAGAAGUGAUCAGAAAUGUUGGGUUCUUGAGCCACGUCACACUUCCACAUGUGUCGGGCGACUCAAACCUACUCGUCUUAUAGCGGUUUUGGCUUCUCUCCCCUUCAGAGGGUGGUGGUGCAUGCUUUGGCGAAAUUUCAUCCGUGCUCCUUCGGAUCCUGGCGAGGUCUUUCAAACCCUCUCUAGUGGGUCACGAUCACGCCGGGUCUGGCUUUGCUUAGUGGAGGGUGUGAUGUGAUUUUCGAUGUGGCUAGGGUCGUUUUCAGCUGCAUCGGCGUGUAGGUGGUGCAUUUGUCUCAUCGUUUCGAUUCUUAUGUCAACCUUUGGGGGCUUUGUUCGGUUUUUUCUAAUUAACUGUACAAUUCUAUUUCUUUUAUAAUGAAAUGCAUGAACUUUCUGUC